UGACGUUGCAGACGUUUCGGGAUGCCGUAGCUAAAAACAGGAAAGAGCAGAAGUCAACUGAGGAGUGAAGAACAAGCAGAUAAAUGUCUUCUCCAAUUCAAGCAGACGAAGAUGAGGUGGAGGAAGAAGUGGAGUUUGUAUCAGAGGCUCCUCUCAGACCAGUAUUGGACUGUAUUGAUCUGCUGAGCGAUAGUGAGGAUGAGGGAUGUUCAUCAUAUGCAGACACGCUGGAAGAUAAAAUCGACCGACAUAAAGCGCAUGUUACAUCUACUCUGGAUAGACUCGCGCAGCAGGUGGCCCAAGAGAAACGGGCAAGAGAAGACAAAUGUAAAGCUUUCAAGGAGAAACAAAUCUUACAAAAAGCACAUGGACAGCAGGAGCUGGCUUUCUGUUCCACAAAUGGAAGCCAUCAGGAAGCAAAGCGUUGUGUAGAUAUGUGGUUAAAGAUGCCAGGUCUUAAACCUGGAGUGAUCAGUGCUGGUUCUGGACGGAGACACAGACCUGCUCCUUUCCCCCUAAAUACUUCAACUAAACACACUUGUCCGGUUAUCAACUGUGGUCGAGUGUAUGACCAUGCGUCUCUCCUCGACGGUCACUUAAAAAGAUUUGAUCACUCCCCUUGUGAUCCAACCGUCAAUCUUAAAGGAAGUCCAUCUGAGCUCUUUGCCUGUGAGGCCUGUGGUCAGUAUUUUCAGACUAAAGAAGCGUGGAGGAAACAUCUUGAAUCUAAGGUGUCCUCAUCUAGUGCUGAGGGUCACAGCAUCACACAGACCUAUCAGCGAAUUGUGUGUUUUGCCUGUCCUGCAUGCUACCUCCUCUUCAACCUCCGGGAUGAGUGUCUUCAGCACAUGUCAGCCAAAAACCACUUCACAGAGUCGCUCGUAAUGAGUGAACCCAGAGGAAGAGCACUGCCAGUUCCCGUCCCACAACGUGCUAAGAAUCGUCUCAUCACUUUGUGCAAGGAUACAGCGUUCAAUGUCCGGUGCUCUUUAUGUCACAAAGUACUUACCUCACAUCAGGCUGCUCAAGCUCACUUUAAUGUGCACUGCAGACAGGGCUGUGCGGUAGCCAAGGCUGAUAAAACCAUAGUGCAGGUAAUGAAACAGCUGCAAGUGCGAGGGCAGUGCUCCCUCUGCUGUAAAAUCUUCCUCAGCCAAGCUGAAAUGGAGAAACACAAAGAAUCGACCCAGCAUGACGUGGAGGUCAACAAAACAAUGGUGAGAGCACUUCUUCAGUUCUGCAGGUUUAGUGAAAUUCAACGCACCCAGAGGGCUAAAGAGACUCAGGAGAAGAGGCAGUCCGCUGGCUUUGAAACAGCUUUUCAAAAGAGAAACAAGAAGAGGAGUGAGUUUGAAGAAUUUCCAGCCAAACGGCAGAGACUAGGUUUGAACGGCAUCACCAGCAGAAACUCAACAACAGCAUGGUACUGCGAGUGUGGUCUGCAGUUCUCAGAGGAAGCCACAGCCAGCAAGCAUCUCUUGGCCGUGAACCAGAUUUUCCAUCAGUGCGGUGUGUGCGGCAAACACAUGGGAGAGUCUUCAAUUACCCGCCUGCAUAUGAGUCGCUUUCACGGGGGGGCUCAUCUGUCCAACUUCCUUUUCUACUGCCGCAAGUGCAAAGUGGAAAUGCCUCGUUACGAAGAUAUCCUCUCGCACGUGUCGCAAGUGCACAGCGGACACACCUUCUUCACCGAACAAGAAGUUCCCGAGGAGCUCACCACCGUCAUCGACGACAAGCCGUCCACCAGCGGCGAAGUCACCCUGCACUCAUCCUCUAAGACAACGGUUCAACCUGACACAGUAGAGGCACGUCCCUCAACAGCAGCUAAGACUUGGAUGUGCAGGAUGUGCGAGGACAUCUUUGACUCGGAAGCAGCCGUCCGGAAACACUGCAGAGACGUGAGCAGUCACAGCUUUCAGAGAUUCAUCUGCGGCCACUGCCCACAGAAGUUCUUUAAAGAGUCCACCGUACGCAGACAUUGUACGAAUGAACACGACGGGCAGAUAAAAAGCUCCCACUUCUGCGGCCUCUGCGACAGCAUGCAGUUCGAAUCGGAAGGUGAGUUCUUGGAGCACUACAAGAGUCUUCACAGUAAGGACUACUACUGCAUGGAUGACGCUGAAGUCGUUCAGCCAACUGUUGCUGAAAGCACCAGUCAGCCUACUUGCUCGUGCCCAUGCAUGGGUUCAGAGAAGAGCAAAGAAGAAAUGAAAGCUAUGUAUACACAGUGUAUGAGGAAUCUGGCCGCUGAUGGAAGAUGUCAGUAUGUGUGCGCUCCUUGUAGUCUAUCUGUGCCCUCCUACGCGCAGAUGAAGACUCACGUCCACACAAAACACACAGCCUUAAACCUGGACAAGACCUUCGAUGUAGAAUGCAAAACUUGCCAGGAGAGUUUUACAGACGUUCCAAGUUUCCAUAAACACUAUCACUCCCGACACUGUACGCUGGAACCUUGCAUGAGCUCCAGGACCUGCAGGAAAGACGUGAAAGCAGAACCCACUGCUGUCAAAAUACUCAACGCUGUGGAGAUCAAACCAGAAACUAAUGAGAUUGAAGAUGAAACACUGGUGAAGUUUUUGAACAUGGAGCAGGAAGAGAAAGAGAGUGAAGCCAAUGAAAAUGAGUCUAAUGACGAGAUGGAUCAGGCACUGGCUGUGAGUGCAGAGGAAAGAGAGUCAGCAGAGUUGGAAGAAGCUCUUAAAAGAAGCCUUUUGGAAUUCUGAGGAUAUGAAAAGAUUGUUUUUUUUGUUGUUUUUUUUGUGACACAGUGUUCAUCAGAUAUUAAUAGUAAGAUUUAUGUUGAGAAUAUGUUAAAUAAAUGUUACUCGUUAUUUUACUUCUUUUGCUGUGAUUUUAAUCAUUUUAAAAUCAACACAGGAGAUCACCACUGGUCAGAGUCGGAAGUUCCCAUGUUUUGGAAGGCUAGUUUGUGGCUGUUGCUUACACACUGUCCUCUCUUGUGAAGACUCGACACUUCAGUGUGUCGACACAUGUGCUAUAGAUGGCACUGAUGACACUGCAAGAUGCCGUAGCUGAACUAGUGACACCACGCUGCUAACUGCGUCUCCGGUUACCUUCUCUGUUCCAUUGCAGACUUGAAAUCCAAUGUAUUGUACGCACCUUAAGGAGUAGUUCUAACUAUGUGCCCCAAGGAAAGUUUCAGUGUUUGCUGGACUGCUGCAAUCCUAGUCCUCAACUGUAUAUGAUGGAAUAUUCAACCGUUUCCCUAAAAUGAAAACCAUAAAGUGUUAAUUGUGUUGUUCAGGACUCAACAGUAUCAAAAGGGACAUUAUUGAUCUGUGCUACAGAAAUAUGGUAUAACACCUUGGAGCUCAGAGUACACAGCACACUUACACUCAUCUGGAUGAAAAUAAAAGAAACUAAAGAGACAUUC
Molecule: messenger RNA, 3394 nt
Organism: Thunnus maccoyii (southern bluefin tuna)
Lineage: Eukaryota; Metazoa; Chordata; Actinopteri; Scombriformes; Scombridae
Gene: znf451
Product: zinc finger protein 451
Exons: 13
Coding region: 84-2723 (879 amino acids)
Biological process (GO): regulation of transcription by RNA polymerase II
Cellular component (GO): nucleus
Molecular function (GO): DNA-binding transcription factor activity, RNA polymerase II-specific; sequence-specific DNA binding
Source: RefSeq, a predicted model, not a curated record